Messenger RNA from Sciurus carolinensis (gray squirrel), 5411 nucleotides. It is a transcript of the gene P2rx5, whose product is annotated as purinergic receptor P2X 5. Gene Ontology annotation, cellular component: nuclear inner membrane; plasma membrane. The transcript has 13 exons. The record is from RefSeq and is a predicted model, not a curated record. Gene Ontology annotation, biological process: monoatomic cation transmembrane transport; response to ATP. Gene Ontology annotation, molecular function: extracellularly ATP-gated monoatomic cation channel activity; ATP binding; purinergic nucleotide receptor activity. NCBI's taxonomy places the organism in Eukaryota, Metazoa, Chordata, Mammalia, Rodentia, Sciuridae. The coding region runs from base 270 to 1745 and encodes 491 amino acids.
UCUGCCAAGACGGCUGCAAGGUCGCUGUCGGAGGUUCUGCGCUAGCCGCAGCCGAGCUCAACGCCGGUGCUUUCCCUGCCCCGCGGGUACCCAGCGCGGCGCCCCGCAGCCCACGCACCCGCUUGCCCAUGCGGGCUGGAGCUGCGCGUCCCCGGGCUGCGGCAGCGCGGACGCACAGCGCCCGGUCUGCCUACCGGCUGCGGGCGGCGGCGGCUCCCAUGCGGCACACGUGAGGCCGGGCGCUCCGCAGGCCCCGGUGAGCCGGCGGCAUGGGGCAGGCGGGCUGGAAGGGGUUCUGCCUGUCGCUGUUCGACUACAAGACCGAAAAGUAUGUAGUCGCCAAGAACAAGAAGGUGGGAUUGCUCUACAGACUGCUGCAGCUCUCCAUCCUGCUGUACCUGGUCGUGUGGGUGUUUGUGGUAAAGAAGAGUUACCAAGAUGUUGACACCUCCCUGCAGAGUGCUGUUGUCACCAAAGUCAAGGGUGUGGCCUAUACCAACACCUCUGAGCUUGGGGAGCGGCUCUGGGAUGUUGCUGACUACGUCAUCCCACCCCAGGGAGACAAUGUCUUCGUUGUGAUCACCAACCUGAUUGUGACCACCAACCAGCGGCAGGGCACUUGUGCUGAGUAUGAAGGUGUCCCUGAUGGCUUGUGUUCUCAGGACUAUGACUGCCAUGCUGGGGAGUCUGUUAUAGCUGGAAAUGGAGUGAAGACUGGCCGCUGUCUACGUGUGGGGAACUCGACCAGGGGCACCUGUGAGAUCUUCGCCUGGUGCCCAGUGGAGACACAGUCCUUGCCAACGGAACCACUCCUGAAGGGGGCUGAAGACUUCACCAUUUACAUAAAGAACUUCAUUCGUUUCCCCAAAUUCAACUUCUCCAAGGCCAAUGUGCAGGAGGACAAAAAUUUCCUAAAAUCCUGUCGCUUUAGCCCCAAGAAUCUUUAUUGUCCCAUCUUCCGACUGGGGUCUGUGAUCCGCUGGGCGGGGAGCAACUUCCAGGAUAUAGCCAUGAAGGGUGGUGUGAUAGCAAUUAAUAUUGAAUGGGACUGUGAUCUUGACAAAGCUGCCUCCGAGUGCAACCCUCGCUAUUAUUUUAGCCGCCUGGACAACACCCAUGUAAAGUCUGUCUCCUCUGGGUACAACUUCAGGUUUGCCAGAUAUUACCGAGACUCUGCUGGGGUGGAGUUCCGAACCCUGAUAAAAGCCUAUGGGAUCCGCUUUGAUGUGAUAGUUAAUGGCAAGGCAGGGAAGUUCAGCAUCAUCCCUACAAUCAUCAACUUGGGCUCUGGGGUGGCGCUCAUGGGUGCUGGGGCUUUCUUCUGUGACCUGGUGCUCAUCUACAUCAUCAAGAAGAGGGAGUUCUACCGAGACAAGAAGUAUGAGGAAGUGAGCCGCAGCCUGAAGCCAGCCCGGCAGCGAGGAGUCCGACCUGGCCGCAGUCCAUGCUGCUGGAGGAACGAGGGCAGCUGCCCUUCUCGGCCCGCCCCGCCAGUGUCUGGGGAGGCUCCUACAGGGCAGGGUCGAGAGGGCAGUACGCUGGAGGCCGAGGCCAAGGCGGCGGAGCCAGGGCAGCUGGAGGAGGAGCUGCUGGAGGAGCAGCCCCAGGCGCUGCCCAGCCGCAGCCACUGGAAGGGGAACGGCAGUGUGUGCUCGCAGUUCCCCGAGCUAGCCAGGUCUGGCCUUCUGAAGAAUGUAAAGGUGAAUGCUGAGCAGCUGCAGACUCUGCAGACAGUGGAGACGUAGCUAGAGCUGGUGUCCCAAAGCAGAUUUGAGGAUGUUGGGGCCAGAACUGCCCACAGCUCUGAACUGGGAAGAUGUGUCCUUGUGUCUGCAUGGGACAGGGGCUUCCAGGAACAGUCAUCUCACCUGACUUUGAGAUCCUGCUCAAGCUUUAUGUUGUAUGGAGGGGAGUCUUGGCAGUCAGACUGGCUCAGAUCCAGAAGAGGAGGCCUGGGGCAGGCACCCAGGAAACAGGGCAGGCCAGGAGCCUGAGUGGUACUAGAGUGUUUUAAUUUUUCCUGAGAACCUGACUGGACAUUCAUUCAUUCAUUCAUGCAGUAAAUACUUCUUGAUGCAUGCUGUGUGCUCAGUCCUAUCUAAGAGAUGCUUAAAUAAGAUGCUGAUCCAGCUCUCAGAGAUUAGGGAAACACAUGUGAUUCCCUCCAAAGCCAACAGAGAUAUCACCAUUGGGCCCAGCUACUCUUGCUUUCCUCCUGCCUCUAGCUGAGACAUUCACAAAUCCCUGUAGAGAAUGACAAUUCUCAGAGAAAGCCUUUGGAUUAUAUACAGGGGGACAUUUGGUCUUACCCCAUGGAAUAAAAUUUAAAGGUGGCCAAGGAGGCAACAGGAAAGGACUCUACCAGUCGGGAGGCAGCCAACUCCAAGGACUUUUAAUAAGAUGGGAAAGGGGAGGCAGAGAGGCCUUUCCUCCAUUCUGACCCCCACCCUCAGCCUCUAGAAGGUCCGAGAAUAACAACCUGCUUAGAUGAAAGAUGCUGUUUCCUGUGUGGUUUUGCUCUUGGUGUUGUGUGGGGCUGGUGUCCCUACUGGCUUCCCUUCCCUUCCCAAAGUUAAAGGAUGCUCUCUUAGCAGGUGUCAAGUUGUUAGGGAGGCCCUCACUUCCCCACCCUUGUCCCAUACCAUCCCCACCCCGCUCUGUCCCAGGAAACUUGCUAGUGGGGUUCAUACACAGCAGCUUCAGGGAGCCUCUUAGAAAUGCAGAGCCCCAGGCCCCUCCCUUGUCCUACCAAUUCAGAACCUGCAUUUCCCCAAGAUCCUGAGGUGAUUUGCAAGCAUAUUAUUGUUGCUUGAGAAGCUCUGGUUUUGAGGGAAAAGAAGGCCAGCUUGGUUGGAAGGAGCUAGUUACUAGACACACAUGCUGCCUUGAGACCAGGAGGAUACCUCUCUCACUCACACCUCCAGCCUGAAAGCAGCAUUAUGCUAAAUUUGUUUGAAUUAAAAUAUCUUGAUUAGGUAACAUUUCUAUGAUUCAAACAUGCCUAUAAUUCUAGUGAUUCGGGAGGUUGAACUCAGCCUGGGAAACUUAGCAAGACCAUAUCUCAAAAUAAAAAGUUUAAAGGACUGGGGAUAUGGCUCAGUGAUAGAGCACUCCUGGGUUCAAUCCCCAGUACCAAAAAAAAAAAAAAAAAAAAGGGAGUAAAAAGCGAGUCCUUUUCACACAUUCUCUGGAGGCAACCAGUGUUAUCAGUUCCAAAAGACUUCCUUAUUUUGUUAAGAAUCCAUGUCCACGUGGCUACCUGUGCAUUCACUUGGGAAAUGAUCUUUCCUGCAAGACAGACUCUCCUGUGUCAGAGAUGGACGCGAAAUAUGCUUGAAUAUUGGACUUGGGGAGCUGGCUAGCUCUUCUCCCUAUCCCCUGGCAUCAGAGGAAUGGCUGGGUGAACCUGGAAGCAUAUUAGGGAGCAUCCUCUUUGGAAGGGGAUGUGGUUUCUGUACAUAAGGAGGCAGCAAGCUCCCUUCCACUGGGGCCUUUGGGGACAGGAGUCUCAAGGCAUCCAGCAGGAGGUUACUGGUGAGGUUGCCACUGCACCAAGGUGCAUGGUGCCCAGAAUAGGACUCCUUAUAAAGCAAGCAGCUCCCUCACCUUGGGUUGUCUGGGGAUCUGUCAAUGAGCCAACCUGUACUCUGAAUAGAAAGUGAAAAAUUUAGGUGAUCUAUUUAAGUGUUUUACUUCCUCACUAAAGCAAACCCUUGGGUUUUAUAAUCUAGCAUGUUACUUUUAUAUUUGGGAGGAGGGGCAGGGGUCGUGGCUGCUUAGGGAUAGAUCUGGUUCCUUUUAACCUUAUUUUGAAAUGAUGCAGCAAGCCAAAUAACCUGGGAACAGUUGUACUAUUGGUUUUAUAUUGGAGUAUAAAUGCCUUCCUACAGUCAUUUGUUCAGUCAGUAAAUAUUUAGUGAGUCCUUAUUAUGUGUCAGGUGUUGGAGUAAAUGAUGGAGAUACAGUUGUGUUCAACACACAGGGUCUCUGCCAUCAUAUGCUUCCUAUCUGAUGGGAUCUAGACCUUAACCAAGUGAUCACACCUAUGAUCACAGACUCAAUAAGGUGCUUGGAGAGUUUUUAACCAGGAGUAGUCAGCAAGUUUCUCCAAGGAAGUGUAAUAUUAGUUGAAACCUGAAAGGUUAGGAGCAGCUGUCUGAGUGGGGAAGGAAAUGGUCCAGAUAAAGGAACCACACACAUAGGAAGAAGCAACUGAGGAUAUGAAUGAAGGUAGUGAAGGCUUCACUGGGUUUUGUGAGGUUUUAAGUCGACCUUAAAGAUUUUUUCCCUCCUUUUUUCCUUGGUGGUACUAGGGAUCAAACUUAGGGCUUAGUUGUACUCUAGGUGAGUGCUCUACCACUGAGCUACAUCCCCAACCCAAGUUGGCUUUCUUUACUUUUAAAGAUUGUCCCAUUACACUUUACUGCCUUAAAAGGACUUAUUCAACCUAAUUGUUUCUUUGAGGCUAGCAAAGCUGUCCAGGUGGCCUCUGUGGCUGCGUGUCAGAGGGCCCAUGCUUAGAAAGGCUAGGAAUCCCAUUACAGCUUCUGGACAUUGCUGUGCAUUCCUGCCAAAAUUGCCUUGCUUUUUGCACAGACGCUGGUUUGCCACCUUGUGCGUAAUCUUGGUGGAAGAGUUGGGGCUCAUUAAUCUUAUGAAAAUGUGCUUUUAAGUGGGGAGAAGUGAAGCAGGAAGUUGAGCUCCUUCCAAACUCUGAGUAAGUCCCUUUCUCUUUAGGCACAGGUUGCCCCAUUGGAAAGAUGAGAUUCCAAGUCUCUAAGACCUUUCUUUUUUCCUUUUUUUGGCAUUGCAACCCAGUGUCCUCCUGCCUGCUAAGCACACACUCUACCACUAAGCUACAUCCCCAGCCCAAGAGAGCUCCUUUCUAUUCUGAUAUUCUAGGCCCUAGCUUAAACUUGCUCAGCCAGUAUUUUCCUAACAAUUAUCCCAUGCCUUUGGGAGUGCUAUACUAGUCAUACUUUGGGUGCUAUCAAUGUGACAUAAUGGGGACCAGCCAUGAAAGAUCAAAGUGCCCUCCAUUCCUGAUGCUGGGGGUCAUUAGCACUGAACAAUCAUGGCUGCCUUUUUUACCCCCACUCACCCCUUAUCAGUUCUGUUCUCAGUGGGGAAUUAGAUGUAAAGGGAGACUGUGACUUUUUCAAGUGUGAGUACCUCAGUGAAGGACUACUAUGCCCUGUAGAGUUCCUAAAUCACCCCACUUGGAAUGACAUCUUGAGUCUGGAAAAGACUAUUUCCAACCCACUACCUCCCAAGUGAUGUGUUUCCUCAGAGGAAACUCUCCAGUGCAUCCAAGAAUGCUUUCUCUCCAAAAGACUAUACUGUACUGCCAGCUGUUUCCCUUUAGGCUAGACACAGAAUUAAAGGGGGCAAGGUGGUAAGUACUUUCUGGG